AUGUCUCUUAAGGUCGUCGUCCUCGCCUGCGUGGCUGUCGUCGCUCUGUGCGACAAGGCCCCAGUCCACGCCCCUCACCCCCCCGUUUACGCCCCUAGACCCUCCUACCACGCCCCUGCUCCUUACCACGCCCCCAAACCUGCCUACCACGCCCCCGAACCCGCCUACCACGCCCCCGAGCCCGCCUACCACGCCCCCGAGCCCGCCUACCACACCCCAGAGCCCGCCUACCACGCCCCAGAGCCUGCCUACCACACCCCAGAGCCCGCUUACCACGCUCCGAAACACUAUGAAAAUGAGUACCCUGACGUGCCCCCGAAGUACAACUACAACUACGGCGUCGCCGACGGUUACUCCGGCGCCAACUUCGGCCACACUGAGUCCCGCGACGGCUACAAGACCGAGGGCAGCUACACCGUGGACCUCCCCGACGGCCGCAAGCAGAUCGUCAAGUACGUGGACAACGGCGACGGUUAUGUAGCUGAGGUCACCUACGAGGGCGAGGCUCAGUACCCCGAGUACAAGCCCACCUACAAGACCGCUCCCCCCACCUACGGCACCCCUACCCCCGCCUAUGCUUAA
Messenger RNA from Penaeus indicus, 582 nucleotides. RefSeq lists its product as uncharacterized. The record is from RefSeq and is a predicted model, not a curated record. Bases 1 to 582 code for a protein of 193 amino acids. The transcript is spliced from 3 exons. Gene Ontology annotation, cellular component: extracellular matrix. NCBI's taxonomy places the organism in Eukaryota, Metazoa, Arthropoda, Malacostraca, Decapoda, Penaeidae.